GGGCGCUCGGCGAGACGCGCGGCGACGCGCACACCCACACUCACCACACACCCACGGAGGGAGGUGUGGAGCGCCCCGAUGCCCGGGCAUCUCGGCUGCGGCGGGACGCGCAGACGCUUCCGUGAGCCCCGCCGCGCGCAGGGUCUGCACUCACCCGGGCCCGCAGCCCGCGAGCCUCAGACGCGGGCUGCCGACGCCUCCGGCCCUCCACGUCAACCAGACCCGCAGAGCGAACGCUCCGCGGCUCCUGAGGCGGGCGGGUCACGUGGCUUAGGAUUGUCUAAAGCCACAGGGAAGAUGGUGGAAAAUUCACCGUCGCCAUUGCCAGAAAGAGCGAUUUAUGGCUUUGUUCUUUUCCUAAGCUCACAAUUUGGCUUCAUACUUUAUCUUGUGUGGGCUUUCGUUCCCGAAUCUUGGUUAAACUCCUUAGGCUUAACUUACUGGCCUCAAAAAUACUGGGCGGUUGCAUUGCCCGUCUACCUCCUUAUCACAGUUGUAAUUGGUUAUGUGCUCUUAUUUGGAAUCAACAUGAUGAGUACCUCUCCACUUGACUCCAUUCAUACGAUCACAGAUAACUAUGCUAAAAACCAACAGAGGAAAAACUACCAAGAGGAUGCCAUCCCAGCAUUGAGAGAUGUCCCCAUUAGUGAAGUAAACAAAAUGUUUUUCCUAGGAGCCAAAGAACUCAAUACCUAAAACUGAGCUGUGUAUAAACAUCCUAAAACCAGUCAUUUACAGUUGUGGGCUGAAUAAUUUUGAGCAUAAUUAUAUUGAUUGUCCUUUUAAUACCCAAUAUUGACAUGUAAAAACAUGACAGUUGAUUCCUUAGAUUAAGUUCAAUUGGUAUUGUAAAUAUUUUCAACUGAGUUUUUAAUUGACAAUAAAUAAAAUACCACAUUAUACUAUA
Molecule: messenger RNA, 907 nt
Organism: Mus musculus (house mouse)
Lineage: Eukaryota; Metazoa; Chordata; Mammalia; Rodentia; Muridae
Gene: Pigp
Product: phosphatidylinositol glycan anchor biosynthesis, class P
Exons: 5
Coding region: 79-696 (205 amino acids)
Biological process (GO): GPI anchor biosynthetic process
Cellular component (GO): membrane
Molecular function (GO): phosphatidylinositol N-acetylglucosaminyltransferase activity
Source: RefSeq, marked validated